Molecule: messenger RNA, 3710 nt
Organism: Pieris napi
Lineage: Eukaryota; Metazoa; Arthropoda; Insecta; Lepidoptera; Pieridae
Product: monocarboxylate transporter 14-like
Exons: 6
Coding region: 704-3076 (790 amino acids)
Biological process (GO): monocarboxylic acid transport; transmembrane transport
Molecular function (GO): monocarboxylic acid transmembrane transporter activity
Source: RefSeq, a predicted model, not a curated record
CCGCUUUCGUUAGAGUAACAAUUAAAACAAUUGUUUAGAGAAAAUUGCAUGUAUGUGCAAAACGAUAGUAAAAUUCCACUUCAUCUUGGAUCACAAUAAAAUAAAGUCAUAAGUAAAUAUCGUUAUCAAGAGAUAAUUAACAUUUGUCGAGAGGAAUUCUGCGUAACGGACGUUUUAUGAAUAGAUUUAAAAAUGGGGAUUUUAUGUUUGAGGCGCGACGCGGGUCUCGCCUCAUAAAUAAAUUCUCAGAUCCAAGAGUGUUUUGUAAGCUAACGCACGUUUGUGAACUGUUUCUGUGUAUCAGCUGUUUUAUUUCAGUUUUACUGUGGUUACUACGUGUCCAGAUUGUUUCUGCACUGAAAUGUUUGAAGCAGAAAGACUUUAAUGUCAAAAAAAGAGAAGACGUUUAUUAGACAAACGCGCCACAAUUUUGAAAGUGUAUUUUUUAAGAAAUUGAUAUCGAGGACUAGCCGGUCCUUGAUGAACUCGACAAGCAACAAACCCAGCACUCUCACUCUUUGUAUAUCGAAGAGCCCCUGCCGGUAUUCCGCUAGAGAUCCGAGAUUAAGACAUUGGUCAAGAGAACUUAUCGUGUCUUCAACGUAGACAAACUUAACUCGCUCAUUGAAGGCGACUUAUCUCUUCUAUACGAAGAUCACACGGUUCCAAGUACGUACUUAAAACCGUACUUAAAACGCGUGGAAUGGAAACGGAAAGAAAGUACGCAAAUGGAAUACCAGGUAAAGAUAGUGUUAAACAUGAACAAAGCGUACCGUCUGAAGAGGAGAAGACUACGUCUCCGCUGUUAAUCAAGAACGACAUCAAGUACAUCGAUUCCGUUCAUGACAGCAAGUGCGAUGUCAGAAACUCGGAUAACAAUGACCUGAAUACAGUGAAUGCGAUGAAAACGGACGAAAAGAAGGAUACACUAAGUGUUGCGUAUAACAAAGACGACGACGAUGCUAAGUCAACCAAUGAAAGAGUUACAUUCUUGGGCAUUGGUGAUGCAGAUAGUAUAUGUUCUAGCAAAGACAUUGAACAAGAACCACAGAUACCGGAUGGGGGAUGGGGCUGGGUGGUCGUAGCCGCCUCCUUUCUUAUCGCCACGGUGGCUGAUGGCUCGGCUUUUUCUUACGGUUUACUGCAGAUUAAAUUUGUGGACUUCUUCGAAACAAGCGAAGCAAAGACUUCAUUGAUUGGCAGUCUUUUUAUAUCGGUUCCAUUGAUAGCUGGACCUAUAAUGAGCGCUCUCGUCGAUCGAUACGGCUGUAAGAGGAUGACUAUGGUUGGUGGACUUUUUUCCACUGUUGGAUUUGUUGCUGCUUCAUACAGUAACACAGUUGAAGCGUUGUACGUAACGUAUGGUAUAAUUGCUGGAUUAGGAAUGGGGUUACUGUAUGUAACUGCCGUGGUAUCUAUAGCAUACUGGUUUGAAAAACGACGUAACCUAGCAGUAGGUUUAGGAUCAUGCGGUGUCGGAUUUGGUACAUUUGUGUACUCACCCCUGACGACAUAUUUGUUGGAUGAGUACGGUUGGAGAGGAACUUUGCUUCUUUUGGCUGGCACAGUACUUAAUGUGUGCGUUUGUGGAGCAGUAAUGAGAGAUCCAGAGUGGCUGAUCAUAGAACAAAAAAAACAAAGGAGACUUAGUAAAGCUAAAAGAGCGUGCAGUUAUACAUCGAUAUCAGCAAGGUCUGCGAAAUCAUGUGGCGGAGAGUCUAUAUAUCCUGGAGUUGAAGAGUUGAAGUCAUUAAUGAAUAGUGGUGAUACACCCGAAGACAUCCUUAUGGCCUUAGUUUCAUCUAUAGCAGAAGCAGAAAACGUAGAAGAGGCUACAAAAAGAAAUGCUGAUUCGUCGCAACUUCAUAAAGGAAGUUCCGUCAUUAAUUUGCCUACAUUCUUGCGACAAAAUGAAAGGGUACCAAUUGAAGUAUUGGAGCAACUAAAGUCUAAUGAACGCCUAUACAGUAUCGUUUUGCAAAACUAUCCUUCACUACUUGCUCUGAGGACGUCCUCAGAGACUAAAUUACCAAUCGAGUCACCAAAGAAAGAUGGAAAAACAAAAAUAAGCAAAAAGGAAAAGAAAGAAUUCGACAAGAAAAUCGAAAAUGUUAAAAAUAAAUUGCUCCAACCAAUACCUGAAAAUAACGUAAUUACUCCAAAAGCUCGUCAGGAUUGGUUUACCAGGAAUAUUCAAGCCGAUCACAACUAUUUAAGGGGUAUUAGAGUACAUCGUAACUCCAUUAUGCACAGAGGUGCUAUGAUGAACAUAGCUAAAUAUAAAUUGAGGGCAUCUUCCUGCCCAGAUAUUUAUAAAAACUCAAUGUGGUCAGUGAAGGAGGAGGAAGAUAAGACAUGGGGAAGGCGUUUCUUGGACAUUAUCAACAAAACGUUCGACUUCAACAUGUUCACGGAAUUUCAUUUUCUUAUGAUGAAUCUGUCUACUUUGGUUCUAUUCAUUUGGUUCAUCGUACCUUACUUCUACAUUUCGACUUUCAUGGAAGAGAGCGGGUAUACUGAGACACAAGGUGCUUUGAUGCUCAGUACUUUCGGAGUAGCUACCAUUAUUGGAAUUGUUGGGCUUGGCUGGAUGGGUGAUCUGCCUUGGGUGAAUAUCACCAAAACAUACGGGGUUUGCCUCGUACUGUGUGGCGGUACAAUCGUUCUCUUCCCAGUUCUUAUUCGCCUGAUGGAUCCAAAGGAGACAUAUAGCUUCUAUAUUCUCACUUUGAACGCUUUUAUCUUUGGUCUCACCUUCUCAAGUUCGUAUUCCUAUACGCCGAGCAUUUUGGUGGAGCUGAUAGCGUUGGAAAGAUUCACAAUGGCAUAUGGCUUGGUACUUCUUAGUCAAGGUGUAGGACAUUUGAUCGGACCACCUAUGGCUGGCGCUCUUCGUGACAGGACCGGAUAUUGGGAUGCAGCUUUCUACGUGGCGGGAAUUUGGGUCGUUGUUUCCGGUCUAUUGGUAGCUGUAAUACCAUACACAAAAAACUUUAGGAUUGUUGGAGACGCACCUCUUGCGAAGGAUGCUGCCGGAGAACCCGAUCCCAAUGUAAAAAUAAUAAUCGCUCAUUAGAGCCGUUUAUUUUUGUAUUAGUAUUUUUAUAUUAUAAUAAAUCUACCUAAAACCAAGACAAUUAUAUUACCAGCAAGAAGUUUUAAAAAACAUACUAGCUGUUUUAGUAAAAAUUACUUUGGUAAAGAGUAAAAUUUUUAGAGUGUAAGAUUAUUUAGCAGGCUUAAUUUUACAUAUUUUUAUAUGUAUAGGUAUAUUUACUUUUAAUUGUUUAAUUAAUUUGUGUAUUGACGCGCGAAGGGCAUGUUUUAAGUUUUGUGUGUAUUACUAAUUUAACGAGUGUACUUUUGUUUAGUCAUAUUCACUUAAUUGUAGUUUUUUUUAAAUAAAAUGAUGGUAUAAAAAGCUUUUGGCGCCAUAUCUACUCUGGCACCUUACAUUUUCGACAGUGUACUUAUUUUUGUGUUUUUGAACAGAUUACAUUUAUUGUCUACUUAAUUUUAGUUCCAUAAAAAUUAGGAUGUCCCAGUUAUAAAAAAAAUCUUAAAUGAUGUAUGUAUUUUGAUUCUAGACACUUUCUUGAAUUAUAUUUUGUUAUUUCAAUACUUUUGAUAUUAACAUUAAAACAUUACAUCUAGACAUAUACUUAAGAAAGUAUUGUGUAAAAUAUUGAAAAAUAAAAAUCGUGACUUAA